Molecule: messenger RNA, 3783 nt
Organism: Daphnia magna
Lineage: Eukaryota; Metazoa; Arthropoda; Branchiopoda; Diplostraca; Daphniidae
Gene: dgo
Product: ankyrin repeat domain-containing protein 18A
Exons: 11
Coding region: 714-3326 (870 amino acids)
Cellular component (GO): nucleus; cytoplasm
Molecular function (GO): protein binding
Source: RefSeq, a predicted model, not a curated record
AACCUACCUGAGGCUUGGAUGAACAAAAAAACGUUCCCAACUCUUGUUUCAGUUGCCCGUUGGACACGGUCUGAGUCGGAUCGUUGAUAGUUUCGAUGCUCGGUUUCUUUAGUUUGAUCAGAAUUGAUUUUUUCGCACAGUGAAGUGUCGUGUCUGGCGAUUAAAACGCACCCUGGGAUUACUUCAGCUCAAGCAGACGAACAUAAAAACAAAAGACGGUCGUCCUUUCUGCACGACCACGCUGUCGAAACCGAACUCGAUUGAGACGACGACGGAUUACAACAAUUAGACAAUUGAAACAGCCAAAAAAAAACUUUAAAAGUUGUUGUGCAAUUGUGGUUGAAGGUUGUUGUUGUGUGCUGUGUUGUGUGCCCUAUCGAGGAAAAUCGAAGGACGCGAGUUUCUAGAAGUCUCUGUCCUUAUCAUUAACAUUUGCUUAAUUUUCUGUGCACACGCUGGCAGCGCCACUGCUGAAUCUGAUUGUUUGGGGAGGAGAACAUCAUUUCGGAAUCAAAAGGACGAGAGACUCUUUUUUUUUUUAACAGCAGCAGAGGAGAAGAGAGAACUGGGCAUUUUUCGUUGCCUUGGCGUGUGUAACGCAUGUGGUCGUGGAGCUGCUGUUUCUCGUCGGCGGGAAGUGAUGUGUAGUGCGGAAGUGAUUGCUCCUUGUCGACGCGGAAGAGAAGCCGCAGGCAUCAAUCACACGCCAGGAGAUGCGUAAAUUCCGGCUCGUUGCCGGAUUGGGUCGCCAGCCGACGCAACAACAGCAGCAACAACAACAACAACAACGAGAGGUGGGAAUAACAGCAAAUGGCAACGGCGUUAGUGUCGCCAAUGGUCCGGAGACGGCCGCUUCGCUCCUAGCGGCCGGAUUGGACGCCCGAGCCGCUGAAUUGGCAUCGGCCACUCCUCUGCAAAGGGCUGCUGCCGAAGGUCACGUCGAUAUCGUUCACCAACUGCUCAAACACGGAGCUGACGUCAACCACCAAGAUUCACUCCACGGCAACAGCGCUUUGCACGAGGCUGCCUGGAGGGGUUACUCGCAGACGGUGACUGUUCUGAGCCAGCACAAGGCCAACGUCAAUGCCGUCAACCGGGCCGGCUUCACGCCGCUACACCUGUGCUGCCAGAACGGCCACAAUGAGACGUGCAGGGUCUUGCUAUGGGCCGACGCCAAUCCCGACGCAAAAAAUCACUAUGGUGACACACCGCUGCACACGAGUGGUCGCUACGGUCACGCGGGAGUCAUGCGCAUCCUGGUCAGCGCUCAGUGCAACGUGUCGGAACAGAACAAGAACGGAGACACGGCGUUGCACAUCGCCGCCGCCAUGGGACGGCGCAAAUUGACGCGCAUCUUAAUCGCCGCUGGCUGUUCGACCAAUGUCAAAAAUAAGCAAGGGGAGUAUGCGGUGGAUAUCGCCCGCCGGAAGGAAUUUCACGAGAUUGUCAGCAUGCUUGUCAAAUCGCCCAAGGCGUCUGCCAAUGGCGCAACCCGUGGCACUCACGCCCACGAUCGGAGCAAAAGCAGCAGCACCAAAUCGAAAUCGAAGAGGCUCAAACCGGACAGCGCCACCGCUUCGAGCAAGGACGGAAGUCGGAGUAACUCGUCCAAACCCAAAGAAAGGAAAAGGAGGAAAGAGAAACAUGGAUCGGCCGGUGAGUCAUCCAAGGCGUUAAACGGCCACGUUGUCAAUUCGCCUUACGGAUGUCACGACAAUCCGGAAUUGGCCAAAUUGCUACACAAGAAAUUGAACGCGCUGCCGGACAGGCCGCUGAAGAAGGGCGAGCAAUACUUCCUGGACUUGUCGGGCAAAAUUCAGAAAGGUCCGGUGGGCGUGCCGACGUGCUACUGCGGCCCAGUUCUCCACCGUUUGGAAUGUCGGCUGGCUAAAGAUAAACAGGAGAUCCUGCACCGGUUGGACUCUGCCCACUUGAGACUGGACGCCAAAAUCGACGGCCUGGAACGCAACACUCAACAGCAGCUGCAGGGCCUCCAGCGGACGGUCGACAGCCUCGGGCUGGAGAGCAGCGCCGCUGGACUGCAGCGGGUGCGUAACAGCAUCGUCAUCGACGAUCCUGGACACUCGACUCCGCCAUUGCCCAACUGCCUGGAACUGGUCAGCGAUUCGGCAACGUCGCACUCUCAUCGCGAUUCCGACGACCCUGCCCAGCCGCCGCAAUGGAACAAUCAAAAGACGAAAGCGUCGAAAAAGAAGCCGGCCGACACGGCCGCCGACCAAGUCCAGCAGCCAGCGCCGCAUGAGGCGGGCAACGAGGUCCAGUACACGAUGGACAGGUUGGGUCUGGAUUCAGGUGUCCAGGAAGCGUCCACUAACAAACAGCAAGCCCUGCAAGCGCUGAAGAAUCGGCUGGCCUUGACGCGCAUUCAAGAGCAGCUGGAACUGGACGCCAUUGUCGAACACUACCAGCGCCGCAAUCACGGCCAUUGCAACGGCAACGUCGUCGAAGACGCCGAAGAAGACGAAGAGGAAGACGAUGAAAACGAGGGAGAAGAAGAAGAAUCGGAGGAAUCGGAAGACGAGGACAUCAUUUUACCACCGCCGGCCAUCAUCAGUUCAGAGAAAGCGUCCAUGCUCUCUGAUUCCAGGUAUGAAAACUACGAUUAUCCGGCGUCCAUUACGAAACCGCUACCCUCGUACGUGAUGGCCGGCCAGGAGCCGCCACACCAACCCACCGGAGUGGCUAACGGUUCCGGCGUGUUGACUUACCGCAAUUUGCCCUUACCGCGUUACCAUCUGGAUACAACGACGGCCGGAUCGUCGGGCACGUCCGAGACGACGCCCAUUCAAAUGUUUAAUGGAGUGACGGCCACAACGACCGUGGUGGAUAUCCAUCAAGCCAAUCAGGCGGAUCACCCGGCCAACAAUUUGCUGGGCGUUAUUAUCGAUCCGGUACUCUACGCCCGCCAUUUUGCCGGCCAUAAUCAUCACGAUUUGCGAGUGUAUCACGACGAUCAAGAUCGUCACAACGAUUCCGGUUACAGCACGCGGCCCGGAGAAAGUUCGCAAGGGCCGUCACCUUCUCUUUCGGUUGUUUCAGGGCCAGCUGAAUCGACCGAAGGAGACAAUACGGCAACGCUCAGCCCUCGGUCGACCCGUCGAAUGGAGAAUUUCCAGUCGCAUUUUGCACGUGACUUGGCCCAGACGUUGCCCGCCAUGACAAACGGUUCGUCUACCAAUGGCUAUUAUCACCAUCAAAAUGGCAAAAACGGGGUAGUGGCCUACCCUCGAGUAAGGUUCGCCGUUCCAGACCAUGAGCAAUCUCAUUUCCCACCCGGGACAAUCAGCUCUUCGAGUUUGGUGUGAAAAGAAAAAGAUAAUUGAACAAAAACAAAACAAAAAGGAGUAGCAAAAGUUCAGACGUUCCAGUCAUCGACGACUGAAUAUAUUUUUAUUUUUAUUUAUUUUUAUUUUGACUUGUUUUAUUUUUGAAGAAGAAGAAUUAUUAUCAAUGUUAUUAUAAUAACCAGUUCCUUUUGUUUUGAAUGUGUACAGACGUCUCGAGAUCGCCAUUGUUCUCUAUGUUUACAUCUGCCAUCAUCUUGCUACUUAAGAUAUAAUAUUAUGUGGCUUUUUUUUUUAUUUAAAGAAAUUCGAUGCCUUUAUUAUGCAAAGCCUUUCUCCAUUUUUAACCAUUUGUUUUUUUUUGUUUCUCUCGAUAUUGUAAUUUGUUUGGUUUGCAAGUCCCAUCUAUUCAUGUGCGUGUGUCUUGGUGUGGCAUAGAAUUGAUAACCGUUAAACCAAUAUAUAUUGAUCAACAGAA